Messenger RNA from Rhopilema esculentum, 2967 nucleotides. RefSeq names its product sodium-dependent neutral amino acid transporter B(0)AT3. The record is from RefSeq and is a predicted model, not a curated record. Gene Ontology annotation, cellular component: plasma membrane. Lineage: Eukaryota; Metazoa; Cnidaria; Scyphozoa; Rhizostomeae; Rhizostomatidae. Gene Ontology annotation, biological process: amino acid transport; sodium ion transmembrane transport; nitrogen compound transport.
AAUUUCGUGGAGAGUGAUCGUGUGGAAUUCUGCCCUCGAAUCGAAAGACUCCUCUGUAAGGAAAGGGGCAAUAGGUGGACUGAAUAUAUUUUCAAAACGUCUGGAUCACUGAAAUAAACCAAGUAAUUUUCAUCGAAAAGGGCAUCACAAUGGCACCUCAACCAGAAAACGCAAUUGAAAUGAAAGCAGUUAAGACGGAAGACAUACAGAUUGAGCCCGCUAGGGAUUCUUGGGGUCAUAAAGCAGAGUUCUUGCUCGCAUCCAUCGGCUUGGCAGUUGGCCUCGGUAACGUGUGGAGAUUUCCUUACCUGUGCCAGAAAAAUGGUGGAGGAGCUUUCCUGAUCCCCUAUGUCAUUUUUAUGGUAAUUGAAGGCAUUCCAUUGUUUAUGAUUGAAUUUGCAAUUGGCCAAAGAUUAAGGAAAACUGCACUUCUGGCCUGGAAGGAGAUUCACCCAGCUUUUUUUGGCAUUGGAUUAUCUUGUCUUGCUGUGUCGUUCAUGCUCUGUAUAUACUACGUCAUUGUGCUGAGUUGGUGUGUUUAUUACUUUUUCAUGUCGUUUCAAAAAAGUCUUCCUUGGGACAAGAAAAACUGUGUGAAUUACAAACCAUACCAAAGUCUGAAAAACCAAAUAAGUGUAUUAGAAAAAAUGAACAAAUCAUUGCCAGAUGUAUCCCAGAAUCUUACAAGCUUAAAAUUAAUGCUGAACAGUUUUCCUGACUGUUGUGUUAAAGAUGCACCAAUGUGGUAUUUUUAUCAUCGAACAUUACAAGUUUCAUCUAAUAUAGAAGAUGCCGGUGUUGGCUUAAAUUCUAAGCUGGUAGUGUGCUUAGUGGUAGCAUGGGUUGUCACCUAUUUGUGUGUUGUCAAAGGAAUCCAGUCAAGUGGAAAGGUUGUGUACUUUACUGCAGUAUUUCCGUACGUUGUUCUGAUAAUAUUCUUCUUCAGAGGAGUGUCGCUAGAGGGUGCUGGCAAUGGGAUUCGCAAAUUUUUUGAGCCAGAUUUCAGUUUGUUGAAAGAUCCUCAGAUUUGGAUGGAUGCUGCGACUCAAAUGUUUUUCACCCUCAGCCUUGGAUUUGGUGCUUUAAUUGCCUUUGCAAGUUAUAUGCCUGAGAGAAACAAUUGCAUCAGGGAUGCCUACACUGUUGUUUUCAUCAACUGUGGUACUUCACUAUUUGCAGGCAUUGUGGUAUUCUCCAUUCUUGGUUACAGGGAACACAAAACAGGAAUAGAUGCUCGCAAGCUUGGGUCAGGGCCUGGACUUGCAUUCAUGACAUUUUCAGAUGCUCUUCUGCUCAUGGAUGGUUCCCCAUUCUGGUCUGCUCUCUUCUUCAUUAUGUUGAUUUUACUUGGCAUCGAUUCUGAGUUUGGCACUCUAGAAGCAGCUAUCUCUCCUAUAUACGAAUUAGGAUGGGUGAAGAUGAGCAAACCUCUAUUCACAGGCAUCUGUGCAUUUGUGAUGUUCCUUAUUGGUCUUUGUAUGGUUUCUGGACCCGGUUUCUAUAUUUUCCAAAUAUUUGAUGACUUUUCUGUGACAUUGCCACUGUUGUUUAUUGCUUUUUUCCAAGUCACUGCUGUCUCUUGGGUCUAUGGGAACGACAAUUUUGCUAAUGACAUUGAGUAUAUGACUGGUAGUAGGCCAAACGCAUUUUGGCUCAUCUGCUGGAAAUAUAUUUCGCCUCUUGCCCUUAUUAUUGUCUUCAUUGCCACCUGCGUGAAAUUAUCGAGAAACGCACCGACGUAUGCCGCAUUUGUUGGAUGCACAGAGGCUCCGUUCUCGCCAUUGCAUCCUGGAAGUGAAACAUGGCUGGCUUCUUUCGAAUAUCCAUCGUGGGGAAAACUCUUGAUUGUUGUUGUUAUUCUGGCGUCGAUUCUCCCAACACUCAUUUUCAUCGUUAUCAAGUGGCCGAAAAAUUCCCUUCAAGCUUUCAAACGCACUUUUGCUUCUGGUAUUGCAAACUACUUACCGGAUCCAUCUUGGAAAGACCCUUCAAGAAGAAAAUCGCCUGCGCAGAUGGAGCUAGAAAUUCUCGCCAAAAAGAAAGGGUUAGCUGCCUCUGGUGAUGGCAAAUCAAAAGUUCUUUAACUUUUUCUCUUUACUGUAAUCCUGAGACACAUUUUUCAUCGUCGAUAGCAGCAGUUAUUCAUGCUCUUUGGAACAAACUCAUUUAGAUACAUCUUUUUUCGAUAGAUCUCCCGUACUUAAGGACCAUGUAACAUAAAGAAAUAUUGUACUUAAUCUAAGCUCCGUUUUGGGCAUGUUGUAUUUAUCGUUUAAAGGGCCUAUUUUCACUAUUUUGCUUUUGUCUUCACCUGCCGUUCAGCAAAAAUUAGUCAGUCAGUUGAACUUUUACCCUACUAUCCUUGUAUGUUUUUCAUGCUCGCAAACAUGAAAGCUUUUGCAAGACCUAAAAUUCCAUAAGCUUGCUCCGGGGAAUAGUACGAUGUGAUGCAUGGAUCUUUUAAAAGUGCGCUGAGAUAUCCGUUUCUUGUGGUUUGCUGCAUUGUGGUUUGCUGCUGUGCUUCACGUCAUUCGUAAGCAAUUCCGAAGCACCUGUUAAGGGUUUUCAUGCAGCCGCAAACCCUUUGUUUGAAGCAUUACAUUUUUUGAUUUAUGACGAAUAGAAAGGAAAUGAAAAAUAAUCGAACAAGCAGAUUUAUAGAUGGCUCUAAACAUAAAAAAUAUUAAUUCGAUUUAACAGCGGCGCAUCUUUAUAAUGUGAAUUGGCUCUUCCAAACUUUUUAUUUCGCUGUUUUUUGCUGAUAUUGAGGGAUUUAUUUAUAGCUGUGGUAAAAUUUAUAUACUUGUUUUGUAUUUAACGGCUUGAUAUUUUAACUACCAUUUGUAUUUUUAGGUUAUGCUUUUCUUAUAUUGAAAAAUACUUCGAGAAAUAAAGUAAACUGAUGUAAAAUUUUGUUGCAAAUGUAAUUUGAAAUUAAAAUCUGAAUUUAUAUUUUGCAUUUUGUCA